GCAUGGGUUCAACCUUCAUCUUGCUUCUGUCAUAUAACAGCUCUUCUUUGGGCCUGUGGUGAUUCUGUUAUAUCUAUGUCUCUAUUCCAGUAGCUGCUGGAGCACCUGGCUGUUCCACCAGUGAGCCAGUCUUCCCUGGCAGGCUCAGUAAUGUUACAGGCUCAUCUAUGCGCUUUGCCUGUAAGGAUUGGUAAUUGAUUUUGCUCAUUAAAUGUAGAGUGGAGCAGCUCAGUCUCUGCAGGGAGGAUUUUAUUUAGGCCUUGUGUUGGGGCAGUACUUGCUGCUUGCUUUCAGCCAUGUGCUGGUGGGUGAGGAAGCAAGACUUGAUGUUACUUCCCAGCUAGCUGCUGGGGUUUUUUUGGUAGUACUGAGGGUGAUGAAAAAGAAGUGCCCCACAAGGAGGAGCUUAUUUGUGAGGCAGUACAUCCUUGGGAGCCUAUGGACAGUGUUCCAGCUGCUAGUGCUAGCAUCACUCGAGGGAUAAGGGGCCAGAUCUGAGGAGCAAGGAGGAAAAAGCCCCUGAUGCUGGGGGGGCUCCUGCUGCCCAGCUGGAUGGGAAGGAUCUCCUUCCUAGGAUAUCAGGUGGUAAGAGAAGGAAGGGCCUGACAGCAGCAAGGAGGUGGCAGCUCCCAGCUCUGUAUGUCUGUGUAGUGAUGUAGAAAGGAGGAGGAUGAUUCAAAGGCAGAAAAAAAAAAAUCUGAAAACUAUUUUCUAUAACCAGAGCACAUGUUUCUGAGAGGCUGCUGGGCCAUGGCUGUAUGUUGGGGCUGUUGGGUCAUGCAGACCAGAGCAGCAGUGAUGCAGCAGCGGCACACAGUGAUCCUAUGGCUGCAGGAACUGGGUACAAUCGCUCAGGGCUGGGCCACCACCCGCUGCAGCUCUGCUAUCUGCUCCUGUUCUUGCCCAGCCCUGCCCACAGCACAAGAGCUCAGGAGAGUGACCUACAUAGAAGAAAACAGAUGGGAGCUUGGGCAUUGAUCUUACUGCUUUGAGAGAAUUCAGGGGCAUGAAAACAUUCAUUUAAUGAGGAAUAAACUCAUGGAAAAUAAUUUCUGUAUCAGCAGGAGUGCCAGAUCUUGUUUCUCUUUUUUUUUGUCUGCUUCCUGGCAGGACUGCAGCUCUCUGGAGUGGAAAUACUGCCAGAUCCUCACAGCAAACUGUAGUGGUUGGAUGUUAAACAGGUUGCUGUUGGAGAAAAACGCACUGUGCCAGAUGUGACAGCCUGAGAGAGGCUGCGAUGGCUUCGCAUCCUCAGCCCCAAACAAUAGCCAGGCUGAGCCUGUAUUCCCAGUAGGCACCACACACAUGUUGGACUCAAUCAUCUUUGUGGGUAUCCCUUUAAACUCAGAAUAUUCUGUGGCUUUGAAUAUAUUGCACUUAAACACGGCCAUGGCUGGCCACACAGAUCUAUCCACACAGAGCACUCCCACACAGCACUGGCAGCCUCAUCCCACGCCCUGCUCCAGCUGAGCAGGACAGAGGUGCACUAGUGAGCGUCUGUGUCCAUCUGUGUAUUUACAGAAGAAUUUCCACACGUGUGCAGUGGGUCUCCUUCCAGCAGCUGCUUCAGGCAGUGCCCAGGAGCUGCCCCUCAAUCCCAACUUCUCCAGCCCCCAGCAGCAGCUCCCUGUGGUGCUCUGACCACGAGUUCCUCAUGCAGGGCAAAGUGCAAAAGGAGUUUAAUGAGAAGACCUGACAGGCUGUGCUGAUCAGGUGCAGGACAUGGACAAAUCAUCACAAACCAUUUACACAGGACUGGCCCUUUUUAUUCCUCUGUGCUGUAUUUGUUUCUCUAUGUGACCUAGGUCACCCUGGCUCCUGCUCUAAUUAUGGAAUACCGCAUCUAAUCACUCCCCGAUGAGUCCUGUGCAAUCCCCAAAUCUCUUCCCCUGCAUCUUGUCCUGUCCCACACCCUUGAAGACAGCGACGCCCCCAAUCCUAAAGGUGCUCUGGGGCUGAGGCUCCCCUGGGAUGGCACUGGACAGGGUGUUCCUUUCUGUGAGUCCUUAAUUUGGGUUCCCACCAGCCAUUGUGCCCCUGUGCCCCUCGAAGUGAGCCUUUAUUGGGCUGAUGGCUCCUGGGACGGGCCUGGAAGCAGCCUGGCGGGUGCUGCUUGGGCUCUCCCUCCUGCCAUCACCGCCUGUGCUCCUGUGGGGGUGUGCAGGCCAGCUUUUAGCACAUACCCUCCUUAAUUGUCAGUAUAAUUAGGUUUGGGAUAGAUAUAAUCUAAACAAAAUUUUUCUAGUUUAAAGAUUCAUGUUUCUUUCUGUAAUUAGGGGAUGUUUAGGGCAGGAGGCAAAGGCAGGUAAGGAAGUGUUCAUAUGCAGAUUAAUUCUUUACUCUGAGGGUGGUGAGGCACUGGAACAGGUUGCCCUGGAGUUGUGGCUGCCCCAUCCUUGGGGGUGUUCAAGGCUGGGUUGCAUGGAGCCCUCAGCAACCUGGUCUAGUGGGUGACAUCCCCCCCCAUGGCAGGGGGAUUGAGACGAGCAGAUUUUUGUGGUUCCUUCCAAUCCGAACCAAUCUGUGGUUGUGUGGUAAUGAGCAGGGAGUGAAUUCAGAUUCACAUUCAGAUGUGUGGCACAGAAGAGGUCAGCACCGGGGAGUCUAGCGGGACAAGGCAGGGGGCAGUUUGCUGUGCAGCCUGGAGUGCAGGGGUGCUUUGCAGCAAGGGCGACGGCUGAUGGUUGUGUGAGCAGCUCUGCUUGAAGCAGCUUACCUAGCACUAAUGUUACCCAGGCACUAUAAAGGAGCAAAGUGCACUGAAGUGAAAGAGCCUUGGACUUUGUAUGAACUGCACAACACUGCUGACCAUCAGCUCUGAGUCGCAUUCCUGGCUGGUAAACACCCAGUGCUGUUGGCAUCGGCUGGGCACGGGCAGCCUCAGCCCUUCCCAGCCCCACAGCCUGGAGGACAGGGCUGGAGCAGUGCACCCCAAAAACCCCUUCCUGGCAUCCACGUGCUCAUAAUCGGGAGGCUUCAUGCAAAGCCCAAGACUAAUUCUGCUCAACAUGUUAAUUAAACAUUUACUAGAGGGUAAAUUAAGCGUUAAUUAGGCAUUCACCGCCCGAGUGCCCACCACCCUGCCUGACUUUGAACGGGCCCCGUUUUGAGCUGGGUGCGCACAGAGGUCCCUUCCCACAGAAAAAAUCCCGCUGUUCUGUGGAUACGCUCACCGCGGCAGAUGUCACCCAGCCGGGAAGGCGGAGCGGGAUCGCAAAGCGCCCGUGGUGAGGGCGGGACACGCUCCGAGCCCUCCGAGCCCCGGGGACGGGCCCGCCCCCGUUCCCGUGGCAGCGGCCGCGCCCCGGCCAGCGCGGCCUGCCCCGGCGGGAUGGAGGACGAGGAGCCGGAGGAGGAGGAGAAGAAGGAACAGGGGGAGGAGAAGGAGGAGGAUGAGGAGAAGGAAGAAGAGGAGCCGGUUCCCUGUCCCCUGACGGAGGAACACCUCAAGGAGGGCCUCUCUCUCCUCAGUAAGACCAGCAACGGGCUGGCCCACGCCUAUGUGAAGUUUGAAGCCAAAAACAAGGGCCUGACAGAUAUCAGCCUCCUCGAAGGCUUCAUUCACUUGCGGUAUGUGGAUUUGUCAAAGAACAAGCUGAAAGAUUUGGCCCCACUGAGCAGCCUAACCCAGCUGCUUUGGCUGAAGGUGGAUGGGAAUCUGCUCACCAGUGCCAGCAUGCAGGAGCUGCCCUACCUCCAAGUCAUCAGCUUUGAUCGCAACCGCAUCAUGGAUUUUGAGGGCAUUACUCACCCCCUCCUAGCCAACCUCAGCCUGAAAGAAAAUAAAAUCGAGACAGUGCAGGGCCUGAGUCACAACCAGUUGUUCAGCCUGGAGGUCCUGGAGCUGCGAGGAAACAGGAUAAAGACCACAGCAGGUCUCGGCGUUUCCAAGCUCAAGAAGCUCUAUCUGGCCAAGAACACUAUUUGCAGCCUUGAAGGCCUUGAGGAGUUUGAGCAGCUGGAGACUCUGCACCUACGUGACAAUAAGCUUGAGGCCCUGGAUGGAUUCUCUAAUAGCAUGAAGUGCCUACAGUACCUCAAUCUACGGAGCAAUGGGAUCAAAAGCUUUCAGGAGGUGGAAAAGCUGCAGGUGCUCCCCAUGCUGCAGGCACUGGUGCUGAUGGACAAUCCAUGUGCUGAAGAACCCACUUAUCGCCUGGAGGUCCUGUCCCGGCUGCCACAGCUGCAGCGCCUCGACAAGGAAUCGAUCGAGGAAGAGGAGAGGGAAGAGGCUGAGAAAAUCUGUCAGGCAAGGAAGGAAAAAGAAAAGGAAAUGGAAGAAUCUCUUGAGGAUACAGUGGCUGAGUGACCUGUUUUUAACACCUGUUCCCAGAGGCUGUCAAGAUGUAGUGAUGUUUUUCCCCAUUUGUGAGGCUGAGAAAGUGAGAGCUGUAGGUACCAGCUUCACCUCAUUUUACCUCUGGAGAAAAGAGGAGUGCUACUCACCCUGGUCCUGGAAGCUGCCCUGAGGCACUGCAGUGUUUUUGCAGUCACUGUGCUGUGUUCUAUUCUCAGUAGGCCUGAGAGGGGAAAGGGAAGAGUUACAGGUUCUGUGGUUCGAUUUGAUUUCCAAAAACCCUGCAAGAUUUUCUGAUUUGAAUAAAAAUAAUUAAUGA
This is a messenger RNA of Taeniopygia guttata (zebra finch), 4616 nucleotides long. RefSeq names its product leucine rich repeat containing 23 (gene LRRC23). The record is from RefSeq and is a predicted model, not a curated record. Lineage: Eukaryota; Metazoa; Chordata; Aves; Passeriformes; Estrildidae. Gene Ontology annotation, molecular function: protein binding.